Molecule: messenger RNA, 2063 nt
Organism: Arvicola amphibius (Eurasian water vole)
Lineage: Eukaryota; Metazoa; Chordata; Mammalia; Rodentia; Cricetidae
Gene: Arsi
Product: arylsulfatase family member I
Exons: 2
Coding region: 1-1716 (571 amino acids)
Source: RefSeq, a predicted model, not a curated record
AUGCAUGCCCUCUCUGGAUUCUCCCUGGUCAGCCUGCUCAGCUUGGGCUACCUGUCCUGGGAUUGGGCCAAGCCCGGCCUCGUGGCCGAUGGGCCUGCGGAAGCCAGCGAUCAGCCUUCGGCGGCUCCACCGCAGCCUCCUCACAUCAUCUUCAUCCUCACCGAUGACCAAGGGUACCACGACGUGGGCUACCACGGCUCAGAUAUCGAGACCCCAACGCUGGACCGGUUGGCAGCUGAGGGUGUCAAGCUCGAGAACUAUUACAUCCAACCCAUAUGCACACCUUCUCGGAGCCAGCUACUCACUGGCAGGUACCAGAUCCACACAGGAUUGCAACACUCCAUCAUCCGCCCGCGGCAGCCCAACUGCCUGCCCCUGGACCAGGUCACACUGCCCCAGAAGCUGCAGGAAGCAGGAUACUCCACCCACAUGGUGGGCAAGUGGCAUCUGGGCUUCUACAGGAAGGAGUGUUUGCCUACCCGCAGGGGCUUUGACACCUUCUUGGGCUCCCUCACAGGCAAUGUGGACUAUUACACCUAUGACAACUGUGACGGCCCAGGGGUCUGUGGCUUCGACCUGCAUGAAGGCGAGAGCGUGGCUUGGGGCCUCAGCGGCCAGUACUCCACCCUGCUCUAUGCUCAGCGUGCCAGCCACAUCCUUGCCAGCCACAGCCCUCAGAAACCCCUGUUCCUCUACGUGGCCUUCCAAGCAGUACACACGCCCCUACAGUCACCUCGAGAGUACCUGUACCGCUAUCGCACGAUGGGCAAUGUAGCUCGGCGCAAGUACGCAGCCAUGGUGACUUGCAUGGACGAGGCUGUUCGCAACAUCACCUGGGCCCUCAAGCGCUAUGGUUUCUAUAACAACAGCGUCAUUAUCUUCUCCAGUGACAACGGUGGCCAGACUUUCUCAGGAGGUAGCAACUGGCCCCUUCGAGGACGCAAGGGUACUUACUGGGAAGGUGGUGUGAGGGGCCUGGGUUUUGUUCACAGCCCCCUGCUCAAGAAAAAGAGACGGACGAGCCGGGCCCUGGUGCAUAUCACAGACUGGUACCCAACACUGGUGGGUCUGGCCGGUGGUACUACAUCGGCAGCUGACAGACUAGAUGGUUAUGAUGUGUGGCCAGCCAUUAGCGAGGGCCAGGCCUCACCACGUACGGAGAUCCUACACAACAUCGACCCCCUCUACAACCAUGCCCAGUAUGGUUCCUUGGAAGGUGGAUUUGGCAUCUGGAAUACAGCUGUUCAGGCUGCUAUCCGGGUGGGAGAGUGGAAGCUGCUCACUGGAGACCCAGGCUAUGGUGACUGGAUUCCACCGCAGACACUGGCCUCCUUCCCUGGCAGCUGGUGGAACCUAGAGCGGAUGGCCAGCAUCCGCCAGGCUGUGUGGCUCUUUAACAUCAGUGCUGACCCUUAUGAACGAGAGGACCUGGCUGGCCAGCGCCCUGACGUCGUCCGCACCCUGCUGGCUCGCCUUGCUGAUUAUAACCGGACUGCCAUCCCUGUGCGUUACCCAGCUGCGAACCCUCGGGCCCAUCCUGACUUUAAUGGGGGUGCUUGGGGACCAUGGGCCACGGAUGAGGAAGAAGAGGAGGAGGAGGAGGAAGGCAGGGCUCGAAGUUUUUCCCGGGGUCGCCGCAAGAAGAAAUGCAAGAUUUGCAAGCUUCGAUCUUUUUUCCGUAAACUCAAUACCAGGCUGAUGUCCCACCGGAUCUGAUGGCUGGAGGUGGCAGGGAAUCUCAGCUCCUCCUCAGAUACUGUCCUGUUGCUGCUUCUCAGGGAGAAGGCCGAGGUCAAGUCUCAUCUGCAGGCAUGUGGAGGGAGGGCACAGAAAGGGCUGAAUCAUGUGGGGCUUGGGGGAGGGCACCAACCUGGCUGGGAUGCCUGGAUCCCAGUCCUGCCUCUCUCCUGAUGUGUUUAUUCUGUGACCUAAGGUUACCUAUAGCAGCCUUCUGCCUCAGUCUCCUCUCCUCCAAGACGAGCUCUGGUAACUUUAUGGCUCCAGUGUAUACCUAUGACUGGGCUCAUGGCAGAGUUCCUUGCUGAUCUUGCCCCCUUCCUUCC